UGAGCUGCUGACUGGAGACGCCUAGUCCAGCCUUCGUUGUGGAGUAAUUGAAGCCUUCCAGGUGGCUUGCGUCUCUUUUUUCCCGCUCGGAGCCAAGUAUCCUCCGUUGCUGCCAAGCUUGGGGUUUACCCUUCACGUCGCACCAAAUUGAAAUAGAAUUAGAGAAGAAAACGGAUCCAUAGUAAAAUGUCUCGAAAAAUUUCUAAGGAAUCAAAAAAAGUGAAUAUCUCUAGUUCUCUGGAAUCUGAAGAUAUUAGUUUAGAGACAACAGUUCCUACAGAUGAUAUUUCCUCAUCAGAAGAGCAAGAGGGUAAAGUCAAAAUCACCAGGCAGCUAAUUGAACGAAAAGAACUACUUCAUAAUAUUCAGUUACUGAAGAUAGAGCUAUCCCAGAAAAAUAUGAUGAUCGACAAUUUGAAAGUGGAUUAUCUUACAAAGAUUGAAGAAUUGGAGGAGAAACUUAAUGAUGCACUUCACCAGAAGCAGCUACUAACAUUGAGAUUAGACAACCAAUUGACUUUUCAACAGAAGGAUGCCAGAAAAUAUCAAGAAUUAAUGAAACAAGAAAUGGAAACCAUUUUAUUGAGACAGAAACAACUAGAAGAGACAAAUCAUCAGCUAAGAGAGAAAGCUGGAGACGUUCGUCGGAACCUACGAGACUUUGAGUUGACAGAAGAGCAAUAUAUGAAACUAAAAGCUUUUCCUGAAGAUCAGCUUUCUAUUCCUGAAUAUGUAUCUGUUCGGUUCUAUGAACUAGUAAAUCCAUUAAGAAAGGAAAUCUGUGAACUGCAAGUGAAAAAGAAUGACCUAUUAGAAGAAUUAAGUACAAACAAAGACCAGCUGAAGCAACUGACAGAGGUUUGUAUGGUUCUGAUUGCUGGUGGGAAGAAGCUCCAACUUUUCUUAUAAGGAGUUCCUCAGGAUUUGUGAUAAGGAAUACAAAAGUCAAUGAUAGAAGGAUGGGACCAAGGGAUGCUGACUGCUGCAGCUCUUCAUAACUAGUGGGAAGGAGGUUAUAUUGGAAGUCAUCAUCUUAAAAAUUGACAAGAUAAGUCUGUGAUACUGACCUGUAAUCGAAGGUGGAGCAUUUUGUUGUAACUAAUUUUUAUAAUCAACUGCUUUUGAAAUCCUAAUAUGAGUUAUAUCUAAAAAUUGGUGUGUCAUUACUCAAAUGCAUAUGCACCGAUAUUUAGUAAUUUACAUCUCUAUUUC
Molecule: messenger RNA, 1212 nt
Organism: Galeopterus variegatus (Sunda flying lemur)
Lineage: Eukaryota; Metazoa; Chordata; Mammalia; Dermoptera; Cynocephalidae
Gene: PIBF1
Product: progesterone immunomodulatory binding factor 1
Exons: 5
Coding region: 187-909 (240 amino acids)
Biological process (GO): cilium assembly
Cellular component (GO): centriolar satellite
Source: RefSeq, a predicted model, not a curated record